CUUCGCCCGUCAUCGUCGCGAACGCCGCGCGCGCGCCGAGCGACCAUGCACGGCGUGUUCGACGCGCUCAAGGACGUCUUGCGCGUCGGGUACGACGCGUCAAAGACGAAAACGGCCCUGCGAUUGGCGCUCGGGCGCUUGAAACUGCUUCGUAAUAAACGCGAGAGCGCGCGACGCGCGAUCGAGACCGAGGUGGGAGAGAUGCUGAAACAGAGUCGAGGGUUCGGGUACGACGCGGCGCGCAUCCGAUGCGAGACGGUGUGCCGAGAGGAUGCGACGCUGAAGGGAUAUGAGAUUCUGGAAUUGACGCUGGAGACGCUGCUCGCGCGUCUGCCGGCGGUGAGCGCGUCGAAAGCGGUGCCGGAAGAACUGCGCGAAGCGAUCGCGACGGUUAUUUACGCCGCAAAACGCGCGGGGACGGAGGUUCCGGAGUUGGAGACACUAAAGAAGCAGUUUGGACGCAAGUACGGACGUGAAUACGUCGCGGCGUGCGAAGGCGAAGGCACGGCGAGUGCGUGCGGAGCGAAUGCGACGGUGCUGGAGAGCCUGAAGGUGAAGACCGUGGACGAUAAUACGGUGCAGAGGCGAUUAGAGGCGAUUGCGGCGAAAAAUGACGUCGUGAUGGAGACGCCGAUCGCGAUCGGGGAAGAGGUAGCGAUGCCCGCUUCGGAAUCGAACGCGGCGUACGCGAGCGCGGCGCGGGCGGCAGCGGCGGCUGAAGCGGCGGCGCAACGCGCAGAAGCGGCGGCAGCGAUAGUAGCGAGCGCAUCACUGCAUGCGCCGAGCGAUGAUGCGACGAAAGAAUUGAGCGACGCCGACGUCGAAGCCGUCAUCGACGAAGUGCUCGCGAUGCCAGACUUGACGGUUGAAGACGCCACUGCGAAGCCCAGCGCGCCCUCAGGCCCACCUCCGGGCGUGGGUCAACCGAUCAGUGACAAGAAAGUUGAGCUCGAAUCGAGCGACGCGAGCGACCCGGCCAAGCCCAAGGCUUACCCAAAACCUUCCGCUCCCGAAGAGCAGCGCGGACCGCCAACCGCUGACGCGGACGACCUCGCCGGGCGAUUCGCCGCGUUAAAAAAAGGCCCGUGACCAGAGACAGUACCGUGUAAAACGAUUAGAGCAUUAUUUCCACU
Molecule: messenger RNA, 1133 nt
Organism: Ostreococcus lucimarinus CCE9901
Lineage: Eukaryota; Viridiplantae; Chlorophyta; Mamiellophyceae; Mamiellales; Bathycoccaceae
Exons: 1
Coding region: 46-1089 (347 amino acids)
Biological process (GO): protein transport
Source: RefSeq, a predicted model, not a curated record